AUGGGAUCCAUCGCCUCCAACCAGUUCCCAACCCAUGCAGGCAAGACUCUUCAGACUGUCGACGCAACAGAUCCUACCAUCUCGGCCGACAAGCUCGAGGCAAUCCUCCACCGCGAUGGUGCCUUCAUAGUCAAGAAUCUUGUUCCCAAGGAGCUUUGUGAGCAAAUACGCAAAGACCUGAGACCUUCCUUCGAGACAGAUAUUGUCGACGAGUCUGGUUUCUUCCCUACCACGACCAAGCGCGCUUUCAGCAUCCUCGCCAAGUCGGAUGCGUGUAUCGAUCUUGUCGUGAACCCAUUAUUCCAGAAUCUUGCUGCAAAGAUCCUAACAAGUCACUACACAUACUGGGAAGGGCAGAAGCAGCUGACUGUUAGCGGAAAGCCCCAAAUCGCAACCGUUGUUGGCUUCCGUGUGGAACCGGGAGGCAAGCAGCAGGCUCUGCACCGCGACGAUGCAGACUAUCAUACUCGAAACUGUGAUAUGCCCGUCAUGCUUGGAUGCGUCACUGCCUUGACCAAGACAACCAAGGCAAACGGCGCCACCAUUAUCAUUCCACAAAGUCACCUCUGGGGCCCAGACCGCUGCCCUCUCGACGAAGAGGCAAUCCCGGCUGAACUGGAUGUUGGUGAUGCAGCCAUCUUCUUCGGAAACGUAUAUCACGCCGGUGGCGGCAAUGUGACCAAGGACGAGGCGCGCGAGACCAUUGGCGUUUUCAUGUGCAAGGGAACGUUGCGGCAGGAGGAGAACAUGUUUCUUGAGCUUCCACCAGAGAUGGCCAAGGAACGAAACUUUUCUCCCCAGCUGCUGCGGCUGCUUGGGUAUGGCGUCUGCGCCCCGGCGCUGGGGCUGUACAAAUACAAGGACCCCAUGGAGUCCGUGUUUGGCAUCAUUGAUGAACAUACCAUUCGAAAAUAG
Molecule: messenger RNA, 915 nt
Organism: [Torrubiella] hemipterigena
Lineage: Eukaryota; Fungi; Ascomycota; Sordariomycetes; Hypocreales; Clavicipitaceae
Source: the annotation of a GenBank genome assembly